Messenger RNA from Glossina fuscipes, 1357 nucleotides. Its product is annotated as saccharopine dehydrogenase-like oxidoreductase. Lineage: Eukaryota; Metazoa; Arthropoda; Insecta; Diptera; Glossinidae. Bases 80 to 1342 code for a protein of 420 amino acids. Gene Ontology annotation, biological process: glycolipid biosynthetic process. The record is from RefSeq and is a predicted model, not a curated record. Gene Ontology annotation, cellular component: mitochondrion; plasma membrane; lipid droplet. The transcript is spliced from 7 exons.
AGUAGUUCGCGUUUGCAAAUUUUAUUACAUUUAUUGAAUUUGUGUGUGUGUGUAUGUGUUGCUUUUCUUUGUUUCAAAAAUGAGCAGAAAUUUAGAUGCAAUUAUAUUCGGUGCUAGUAGUUAUACGGGUCAAUUUGUUAUCGAAGAAGCUUUGGAAAUUUUAAAAGAUUUCCGAUGGGGUAUCGCUGGAAGAAAUGAGAAGAAACUUAAAAGAAUGUUGAGCGAUAUUGAAGCUAAAGUUAAAAAAGAUCUUAGUCAUGUACCUAUAAUAAUAGCUGAUGUUAACGAUACAAGUUCACUUGAAAUUAUGGCCAAGCAAUGUCGCAUUGUAUUGAAUUGUUGCGGUCCUUAUAAUAUAUUGGGCGAACCAGUUGUUAAAGCUUGUAUUGAUGCCGGUACACAUCAUGUGGAUAUUACUGGCGAGCCACAAUUCAUUGGGAAUAUGUUACUUAAGUAUAAUGAUUUAGCUAAAGAGAAAGGAGUUUACAUCGUAUAUGCUUGCGGGCUUGAGAGUGUUCCGGCUGAGUUAGGUGUGCUGUUUGCGGAAGAGCAUUUUGGAGGUAUUAUAAAUUCCAUAGAACUGUAUAUGGAUGUUAAGCAAACGCAAUCGGAUUCGAAUGCGAGACAAAUAUUUCACACUGGAACUUGGAACAGUUUGAUUUAUUCGUUUAAGUAUGCUUGCGAAAUUUUAAAACUAGAGCGACAAUUAAACAAAGAAAAAUUGCCACCCACUAAACCCAAACUAUGGUUGAAACCUUUUCCACACCAAAUUGAAACUUCGCAUAGAUAUUAUUGUUAUUUCCCGGCCACUGAUAAAUUUGUGAUUGAAAGAUCGCAACGUUACUUUUAUGAUUCGCAAAAGAAGAGGCCAAUACAAUUUGAAUCUUAUAUCGGCUUUAGAUCUUUUUGGUUGGCCUUACUCUGGCCAUUUUAUGUUAUUUUGCUUUUAAUAUUGAGUCAAUUUACUUGGUCACGUAAAGCAUUGUUAAGAAGCCCUCAUUUAUUCUCCUUCGGUCUUGUAUCAGCGGAGAAGCCAUUGCAAAGCGUUCAGAAUAGUAUAGAAUUUGCAAUGACCUUGAAAGCUAAGGGACGGUAUCACGAAGUGCCGGAUUUUGUAGAACCGAAAAAAGAACUUGUCGUCCGCGUCUCUGGGAAAAAUCCAAUUUACGGCGUGACUAGUAAUGCUAUGCUGAUAUGCGCGAAAACUAUAUUAAAUGAAAACUCGAAAAUGCCAGAGAAGGGCGGAGUUUUGUCUCCUGCUUCUGCGUUUGCUAAAACGCAAAUUAUCGAAGAGAUUACACGCACUAAGUAUGGUUUAAAGUUUGAUGUAAUAAAAACAUGAAUUUUUACAAAUAAA